This is a messenger RNA of Ostreobium quekettii, 1131 nucleotides long. Lineage: Eukaryota; Viridiplantae; Chlorophyta; Ulvophyceae; Bryopsidales; Ostreobiaceae. The record is from the annotation of a GenBank genome assembly.
AUGGGCGUGCCGGAGUUUGUCAAUCUGGAGGAGCUGGAGGGGCUGGCGGAAGGUUCCAUGGAGAGAACGGCGUUCGAUUACUACAGGAGCGGCGCCGACGACGAGAUUUCGAUGCGAGAGAGCAGGGAGGCUUGGAAACGGCUGCGACUGGUGCCACGGAUGCUCAGGGGCGUUUCAGAUGUGGACACAUCCGCUCGAGUGUUGGGGCACGACUUAGCAUUCCCGGUGUUGAUCCCGCCCAUGGCCAUGCAGCGCCUGGCGCAUCGGGACGGGGAAAGGGCAAUGGCGAAGGCCGCAGCCAGACAUGGAAUACCGAUGGUGCUGUCCACGAUGGCGACUUCCAGCCUGGAGGAAGUUGCGACUGUAUGCCCCUCACCACUCCUCCUUUUCCAAAUCUAUGUGACAAGGCACCGUGACAUCACUCAAAAGCUAAUUGAGGAGGCCGUGGCUCUUGGGUACAAGGCCUUGGUCGUCACUGUGGAUGUGCCCUAUCUUGGGAAUCGGGAGGCAGAUGUGAGAAAUAGGCUGUCACUGCCAGACGACCUACAUUUGAAGAAUCUGCAGGGGCGUCUGGGGGUCGUAUCCAACCUCAUGCAUGGUGAUUCCCAGCAAGGUUCAAUGUUGACCCAAGCCUUUUCUGAGGACAUUGACCCGGGUCUAACAUGGGAAAUCGUCACGUGGCUAAAGGAUGUUUCGAAACUGCCAGUCUUGGUGAAGGGACUGCUGUCCCCUGAGGAUGCUGCCAUCGCCGUGGACAGAGGAGUGGAUGGGAUCAUUGUUUCAAAUCAUGGAGGGCGCCAACUGGACACUGCCAUAACUUCCUGCGACGCCCUGCCCGCGAUUGUGGCAAGGGUUCGUGGGCGUAUUCCAGUCCUGGUUGACGGAGGGAUUCGAAGAGGCACUGAUGUCGUGAAGGCUCUUGCCUUGGGUGCCUCUGCAGUGCUUGUGGGCCGCCCGCUGCUGUACGCACUGGCUGUGGGAGGAGAGCAGGGCGUGUGGACUGCCAUCCAGAAGCUAAAAGAGGAAUUCAAACUGGGGAUGGGGCUGUGUGGCACCAGCAGCAUCCAGGACAUCACCCCAUCGCUCAUUGCACCGUCAUCGAGCAGGGAGCGGCAGAUGUCCAGGCUAUGA